This is a messenger RNA of Pyricularia grisea, 466 nucleotides long. RefSeq lists its product as uncharacterized. The record is from RefSeq and is a predicted model, not a curated record. The annotation marks the transcript as partial. NCBI's taxonomy places the organism in Eukaryota, Fungi, Ascomycota, Sordariomycetes, Magnaporthales, Pyriculariaceae. The transcript has 2 exons.
CAAACAGUCACUGCGGUCAAAGUCGAGGCCCGCCAGCAUGGUACAAUCAACUACACCCUGCGGAAUCCCGCAUGGAUCUUGUCGAGACCUAGGUAUUCUCUUGUCAAUGUCAACGUCAAGUUUUCCCCUGGUCUAAACGUCCGCCCUCUUCAACGGGCAGCUAGCUUCUAUAUGUUUGACAUUCUUCCUCCAUCAAAGCUGCCGUUGUCUCAAAUCCUAAGAGACCUCUUUUUCAGUAUCUUCAAAGCAUCACAAAGGUUGGGUGAUCCCAGACAAUGUUAUGCAUAGCGCAAUAUCUCGACUGAAAACAAUGAAAGAAAAGAAGAAAAAGAAAAAAUAGUAGUAGUAACACCUCUCCCACCCAGUUUGAGUCUAUAUGUAAUUAAAACACAACUUGGUGCUUUACUAAUAUCUCAAAAACUCCAUGCCCCAAAAUGCAAUCCGAAAAGGAAAAAAAAAAAAAAAA